ACUCGGAAGUGUGUUCGCGCUCCACGUUGCACGUGGGUUCGCUGCGGCUGAGGAGCGUGUCCUGGUUGCUGUGGCGCCUCGCAGUGAUGAGUUGCCGGGCAGCUGAGGCGGUCGGUGAAGUGCCGGCAGCGGAGGGGGGCGGUUCGGAGGAUGAGCCUUGCUGGUCUGACAGCGGCAGUGAGAGCGCCUGGGAGGAAGACGACGAGGACCCCGAGUCGAGGGGACCCGCGGGGAGGGCCCGCUGCCUCUUCUGCGAUAGAUUUUUCAGUUCAGCUGAAGAUGCAUUUUGCCAUUGUACAUCAGACCAUGGAUUCAAUAUUGGCAUGUUGGCUCAUAAACAUAGACUUGAUUUCUAUGGCUAUAUCAAGCUAGUGAACUUUAUUAGACUAGAAAAACCAGCUGUAGAAUAUCUUUGCACUAUCAGUUCUCCCUUUCCUUGGGAAGAAGAGAAAUAUUUGAAGCCUGCACUGGAAGACGAUCUAUUACUCCAGUUUGAUAUUGAAGAUCUUCUGGAAUCCAGCAAUGCCUCGCAUCUUAAUGGGCUAACUGAAGCUUCACCCUGCCUUGAGCGCUUGAAGCAUGCAGAGCAGAGAGCAGAACUGGCAGAAGCUGCAUUGGCCAGAGUCCAGGACGAUCUUCAGAAAAUGAGACAAUUUGCUCAGCAUUUUGUGAUGAACAGUGAAGUCAGAAGUGGCACAGCCAGUGCCAUUGCAGACCUACGGGAGGAUGAGGAGGAUGUUUACUUCAGCUCAUAUGGGCACUAUGGGAUUCACGAAGAGAUGAUAAAGGAUAAAGUACGCACAGAAAGCUAUCGUGACUUCAUAUAUCAAAACUCCCACAUCUUUAAAGAUAAGAUUGUCCUGGAUGUUGGUUGUGGAACUGGAAUCCUCUCCAUGUUUGCUGCAAAAGCUGGUGCAAAACAGGUGAUAGCAGUGGACCAGUCUGAAAUUCUCUAUCAGGCAAUGGACAUCGUUAGACUAAAUGGAUUCAAAGAUACUAUUUCUUUGAUCAAAGGAAGAAUUGAAGAAGUUGAUCUGCCUGUUGAAAAAGUUGAUAUUAUCAUAUCUGAGUGGAUGGGCUAUUUCCUUCUCUUUGAGUCAAUGCUGGAUUCUGUCAUUUAUGCAAGAGACAUGUACCUGGCAGAAGGAGGCUCAGUGUAUCCUGAUAUCUGCACCAUUAACUUGGUGGCUGUAGGUGACCUCAGUAAACAUGCAGAUAGAUUUGCGUUCUGGGAUGAUGUGUAUGGAUUCCGCAUGUCCUGCAUGAAGAAAGCAGUAAUUCCAGAAGCUGUUGUGGAAGUGGUAGAUGCAAGCACACUUAUAUCUGAAGCUUGCCUCAUCAAGGUAUUGUAACAAGUUGUACAAAUUUCUAUAAAGGAUUGUACCAUUGUUAAUUCAGUUUGUAAACUGUUUUGAUAUGUCAAAUCAUAUACUGGAUGCUUUGUAUUUGAUAUAUAACAG
Molecule: messenger RNA, 1460 nt
Organism: Varanus komodoensis (Komodo dragon)
Lineage: Eukaryota; Metazoa; Chordata; Lepidosauria; Squamata; Varanidae
Gene: PRMT3
Product: protein arginine methyltransferase 3
Exons: 12
Coding region: 87-1352 (421 amino acids)
Biological process (GO): peptidyl-arginine methylation
Cellular component (GO): nucleus
Molecular function (GO): protein-arginine N-methyltransferase activity
Source: RefSeq, a predicted model, not a curated record